Molecule: messenger RNA, 2644 nt
Organism: Saimiri boliviensis boliviensis (Bolivian squirrel monkey)
Lineage: Eukaryota; Metazoa; Chordata; Mammalia; Primates; Cebidae
Gene: CYP2S1
Product: cytochrome P450 family 2 subfamily S member 1
Biological process (GO): epoxygenase P450 pathway; xenobiotic metabolic process
Cellular component (GO): intracellular membrane-bounded organelle; cytoplasm
Molecular function (GO): iron ion binding; heme binding; oxidoreductase activity, acting on paired donors, with incorporation or reduction of molecular oxygen, reduced flavin or flavoprotein as one donor, and incorporation of one atom of oxygen
Source: RefSeq, a predicted model, not a curated record
GGCAGCCUCCAGGCGGCCAAAGUCUCGGGCUUCCAGGUUUUUCUGUUUGCUUACUCCCUAUCUGGGGGCCCGAGGCGCUGUCUCCGCCACCCGAGUCCCGCGUAAACCUGGGUGACCUGGGAGACAUCGUUGGAGCGUGAGUCACUGACAUCAGGCGGCGGCGUGGGUUCGGAGAAACCCGGCGGCGGGGAGAUAAGCCUGCCCAGCAGGCAGGGGGAUGGGCUGGCCGCCCCGCCCCGCGCCUGACUUCGCUGGGGAGGGAGACGCCCGGCUCCCGCCCCUGACUGGCCCAGCCGCGCGGAGCGCCUGGGAGAGGAGAAGGAGCCGACCUGCCGAGAUGGAGGCGACCGGCACCUGGACGCUGCUGCUGGCCCUGGCGCUGCUCCUGCUGCUGACGCUGGCGCUGUCUGGGACCCGGGCUCGAGGCCACCUGCCCCCCGGGCCCACGCCGCUGCCGCUGCUGGGGAACCUCCUGCAGCUACGGCCCGGGGCGCUGUACUCGGGGCUCAUGCGGCUAAGUAAGAAGUACGGACCAGUGUUCACCGUCUACCUGGGACCCUGGCGGCCCGUGGUGGUCCUGGUUGGGCAGGAGGCUGUGCAGGAAGCCCUGGGAGGUCAGGCUGAGGAGUUCAGCGGCCGAGGAACCAUAGCGAUGCUGGAACGGACUUUUGACGGCCAUGGGGUUUUCUUCUCCAACGGGGAACGGUGGAGGCAGCUGAGGAAGUUUACCAUGCUUGCUCUGCGGGACCUGGGCAUGGGGAAGCGAGAAGGCGAGGAGCUGAUCCAGGCGGAGGCCAAGUGUCUGGUGGAGGCAUUCCAGGGGACAGAAGGACGCCCAUUCGAUCCCUCCCUGCUGCUGGCCCAGGCUACCUCCAACGUAGUCUGCUCCCUCCUCUUUGGCCUCCGCUUCUCCUAUGAGGAUAAGGAGUUCCAGGCCCUGGUCCAGGCAGCUGGUGGUACCCUGCUGGGAGUCAGCUCCCCAGGGGGUCAGACCUAUGAGAUGUUCUCCUGGUUCCUGUGGCCUCUGCCAGGCCCCCACAGGCAGCUCCUCCACCACGUGGGCACCUUGGCUACCUUCACAGUCCAGCAGGUGCAGCAGCACCAGGCGAACCUGGAUGCCUCGAGCCCCGCAAGUGACCUCGUUGAUGCCUUCCUGCUGAAGAUGGCACAGGAGGAACAAAACCCACACACAGAAUUCACCGAGAAGAACAUGCUGAUGACAGUCAUUUAUUUGCUGUUUGCUGGGACAAUGACAGUCAGCGCCACGGUCGGCUAUACCCUCCUGCUCCUCAUGAAAUACCCUCAUGUCCAAAAGCGGGUACGGGAGGAGCUGACUCGGGAGCUGGGGGCUGGCCAGGCACCAAGCCUAGGGGACCGCACCCGCCUCCCUUACACCGACGCAGUUCUGCACGAGGCGCAGCGGCUGCUGGCGCUGGUGCCCAUGGGAAUACCCCGCACCCUCACGCGAACUACCCGCUUCCGAGGGUACACCCUGCCCCAGGGCACAGAGGUCUACCCGCUCCUCGGCUCCAUCCUGCAUGACCCCAACAUCUUCAAACAGCCAGAGGAGUUCAACCCAGACCGUUUCCUGGAUGCAGACGGACGGUUCAGGAAGCAUGAGGCAUUCCUGCCCUUCUCCUUAGGAAAGCGUGUCUGCCUUGGAGAGGGCCUGGCAAAGGCAGAGCUCUUCCUCUUCUUCACAUCCAUCCUGCAAGCCUUCUCCCUGGAGAGCCCGUGCCCACCGGGCACCCUGAGCCUCAAGCCCACCAUCAGUGGCCUUUUCAACGUCCCCCCAGCCUUCCAGCUGCAAGUCCAUCCCGCCGACCUUGACCCUACUGCAUAGACCAGAUGAAGGAAGGCGACUUAGAGGUGGUGGGUGCCCGGGAUGGUGCCUACAGCCUCGACUUUCCUUGUGAAUGGGAGGAUGGAGACAACCCUCCAGCAGGGACAGGGUUACGUCUCCAGAGUCAACACUGCCGGCAGCCACAUUUACACACCUGCAGCUGUUUUCCAGAGACUGUCCCACACCCACUCACUCACUUGGCUGGUGCUGCUAAGAUGCACAACCACACACCCAUACACAACUACAAGGGCUAUAAGGCAGCUGCUGCGUUAGCUUUCCAUGGGCAUAAAUACAGUCCAUCCACAAUCACAAGCGCGUAGCCGGGUAACCCACUGACUCAGACACCGUGCAACUCCCCUGGAUCUGCAGCCCAUAUGUGGGAGGCCGGCUGUCACCUUCACGAGCCACAGAAACCAGCCACACGUGUCCACAGCUCACACGCCCUCUCCAUUCACCAGACUUCUCAGUCUGUCCCUGUCUCUGGUGCUGGCACACCUUCCUGGGUCGCGUCCCUUCCCGGGUCAUGCCACAGAGAGACCAUCACUGUCUACCGGCCCAACACGUGCUCCCUCUCUUAGCUGCGCCAUGCUCCCAGCCUGUGACCACUGAUGUCCACACACCCCCAACCACUGGUCCACACAGCUACCCACAUAUGACAUUGUCCUAGCUCCCCAGAGUAUCUUAGCGACAAGAGACACACCCCUUCCACCAAGGCACGGUCCCUAUCCACCUCCGAAACUGCAGCCUUCAGUCACCCCUCUUUUUUUUUUUGAGACAGAGUCUCACUCUGUUGCCCAAACU